Trichomonas vaginalis G3 is the source of this 1113-nucleotide messenger RNA. Its product is annotated as gryzun golgi trafficking family. Bases 1 to 1113 code for a protein of 370 amino acids. The transcript has a single exon. Lineage: Eukaryota; Parabasalia; Trichomonadida; Trichomonadidae. The record is from RefSeq and is a predicted model, not a curated record.
AUGGAUAAAUUAGUAUGGGAUACGCUAAUUAAUAUAAAUGAAAGUACAUGCUUAGUUAAAAUCACGAAUAUUAUACUUGAAAUCGAAAAAGUUAAAUUAUAUUUACCAAUUUCGAAUUCUAACUUAUCGCCUUCUAUUUGUUUUGAACCACAUAUAGAUGGGUGCUACGCAAUUGCAAAACCUUCUCCAUUUACCAUUUCAGAUGUAAACUGUCCACUUGAACUCGAAGUUUCAUCAGCGAAAGACGAUUUACUGUUUUGGUUUGAGACCAAUUUUGGUCAAUCAGGCCAAAUUGUUGUAAAAAGAGGCGAAACUAAAAAACAUAUUAUUUUUAUUAAACAACCAGAGGGAAAAUUCCAUGCAAUCAUCGAAUGGAAGGUUACCAAGAACAAUUUAGCUGCACAUCUUAAAUCUACAGAGCUUUCUUUGCAGUUUUCAGAUCCAUUUAAAUAUGAAUCGAACAUUUACGACAAAUACAACAAAAUGUAUGCCAAAGACGUCAUGUUCAACUCAGAUGAGAAGAUUAUGAUCAUCACAAAGCUCAGAACUAAUAAUUUGGAGAACGUAAAAAUUAUCAAUAUAAAAAGUGACAACAGUGAAGUUCGAAUUGUUCCUUUUCAAAAAAAUUUUGAGUUGAAGGCAAAUGAAGUUAUGACCAUCGCUUCGGUUAUAACACUACCAAGUAGCAACAUGAUGUACAAUGAAAGCAUAGCUGUUUUUUACAAACCAUUGUCGAAAUAUGACCAAAUUUCGGAAUUUCGGAUUAAAUUCCCUGAACUAAGAAUUCUAGCCCAAAAUGUGGACGUCUCUGCAUCAUUCCCAUCUGAAAUGUACCAACUAGUUCCUUCAGAAAUUUACUUGGAAUUAUCUGCGAGAAAAGAUUCCGAAUUAUUGAUUGAAGUUAGAGAGAAUAGUAAUGAGAACUUCAUUGUAUGUGGUAUGACGAAGUCUAAUUUCCACAUGGACGCUGGAGAAAUUAGAAAAUUGAUUUUUAAUUUCACUCCUCUGAAAAUAGGUCUCCAUAAGCUACCAGAGAUAAGAGUAAUGGAUGGCGUGAAUAUAUGGAGAGCAAAUCCUUCUAUACUUGUUAAAUUUACAAGUAGUUUCCAAUGA